Molecule: messenger RNA, 412 nt
Organism: Ceratitis capitata (Mediterranean fruit fly)
Lineage: Eukaryota; Metazoa; Arthropoda; Insecta; Diptera; Tephritidae
Gene: Rpb12
Product: DNA-directed RNA polymerases I, II, and III subunit RPABC4
Exons: 3
Coding region: 139-315 (58 amino acids)
Biological process (GO): DNA-templated transcription
Cellular component (GO): RNA polymerase I complex; RNA polymerase II, core complex; RNA polymerase III complex
Molecular function (GO): DNA binding; DNA-directed RNA polymerase activity; zinc ion binding
Source: RefSeq, a predicted model, not a curated record
GAACAGAACUUCAACGCCGUUGUCAAAACAAACGCAUGCCAUCAAUUUUCAUCAAACUUCGUUGUAAAUUUUUGUGUGAACUUUUGCCAAUACAAUUUGCAAAUUUUUUAUUAAUUUAAAAGAAAUACUAACUUGAAGAUGUCUGAAACCAGCACUAAAGAUACCGUGCUGAAAACUGCGAUGACCUACAUCUGUGGUGAAUGUCAUCAUGAGAAUGAGAUGCGUCCACGCGAUCCUAUCCGUUGUCGUGAAUGUGGAUAUCGUAUCAUGUACAAGAAGCGUACAAAACGCUUGGUUGUAUUCGAUGCGCGCUAAUCAUGUAUAUCGAUCCUCCUAAAUAAUAUUCAACUUAUAUAUGUAUGUUAGAAAUUUAAGUGUAUAUUUUACAAAAAUAAAAAUAAAACAAAGGAAA